Messenger RNA from Penicillium psychrosexuale, 852 nucleotides. Its product is annotated as TMEM53 family protein. Bases 1 to 852 code for a protein of 283 amino acids. Lineage: Eukaryota; Fungi; Ascomycota; Eurotiomycetes; Eurotiales; Aspergillaceae. The transcript has a single exon. The record is from RefSeq and is a predicted model, not a curated record.
AUGGCGACAAUACCUGAAACCAGUUUGGGAGCAUUCAUCAGACUGGCCCCGUCAGUCUAUCUCCAAGACCCGCCCAACCCGAGCGAAAAGGCGGAUAGGCCAGUGAUAUUCAUUGCUUUUUGGAUGAAUGCGCCCCCGCGCGCUUUAGCAAAGUAUGUGGUAGAGUACAGAGGGCUAGUACCAUCAGCGCGAAUUAUCUUCGUCAGAAGCUCAUCAAGUGACUUCAUCUGGCGUCUGAGGGCCCAGACCCGGAGAGCCCGCGUCACCCCAGCCGUGGAAGCAAUGCGCGGUCUAGUGACACCUGAGAAUCCAGUAUUUGUGCACUUGUUCUCGAAUGGGGGCAUGUCGAGCACAACACACCUAUUGCAAGCCUGGAAGAAUGCGACAGGGACCCCAUUGCCCAUGUCGGCAAUGAUUCUUGAUAGCGCACCGGGCAGUCCGAGCCUACGAGCAGGACUCAAGGCUUUCUCAUAUGCGCUUCCGCGGAUGUGGAUUUUGCGGCUGCUUGGCAAAAGCUUUAUUUUUGCUUUCUUGGUUCUUUUCAAGUUGAUCCAUUCGUUUUCUAUGUUUCCGGAUCCUAUAUCCCUUGCCCGGAGGCUCAUCAAUGAUACCUCUUUGGUACGAGCGGCUAACUCGGACGGAACUCUCCGUCGUUGCUAUAUAUACUCAGAUACGGAUGAGUUAGUGGACUGGCGCGAUGUGGAAUCUCAUGCGGUAAACGCCGAGGCUGAGGGUUGGGCGGUGCGCCGUGAAGUGUUCAAGAACUCCCCUCAUGUUGGACAUAUGAGAGUCGAGCCUGAUCGGUAUUGGGGCAUUGUUCGAGGGUACUUGGGAGCUUUGAUGUCGGUGUGA